AUGAGGGAUUUUGCUGGGAGUCCAGGGACUUUGACUGGGCUUGCUUUGAGGCUUUCGCAGUGUGUUUUUGCAGCUGGCUCCAUUGCUGCCAUGGCCACCACUAAUAGCUUCUUCAAUUUCACUGCUUUCUGCUAUCUCAUUGCUUCGAUGGGUUUGCAAGUCAUCUGGAGCUUUGGUCUUGCACUAUUGGAUGCAUAUGCCUUGGUGAGAAAGAAGGCCCUCCACAACACAGUCUUGCUCAGCUUUUUUGUCGUUGGAGACUGGGUGACGGCAAUAUUGUCUCUUGCAGCCGCUUCAGCUUCAGCAGGCAUCACAGUGCUCUACUUCCAUGACUUGGGGAAUUGUGGUUUUGUGGGUGAAUGCCAAAAAUACCAAAUGUCAGUUGCAUUAGCAUUUUUCAGCUGGAUAGCAAUUGCAAUUUCAUCUCUAAUUAUGCUUUGGCUAUUGGCUGCAGGUUAG
This is a messenger RNA of Dovyalis caffra, 459 nucleotides long. NCBI's taxonomy places the organism in Eukaryota, Viridiplantae, Streptophyta, Magnoliopsida, Malpighiales, Salicaceae. The record is from the annotation of a GenBank genome assembly.